UUGUCCCUCUGCAUUCUAAUCAGCCACAUAGAAACAUUAGGUGGUCUCUCGACAUCCCAGGGAUUGAAUUGCCAAACCAGGAAUAAAAAGCACUUCCAUGCCUUCUCUUCAUCAGCUUCUUCUGCCGGUGGAUCUCCAGGGCACAGACACAGAAUCCUCAGGAGAUAAGUGAGAAAGAAGUUAUUUCCAAAAAACAGAAAGCUCACCCACGUCUCAGGUCAAAAACCAUCAACUGAAAGUACUAACAAAAAGAAUGAGCGAAGAAAUGCUUUACGUAACUAUGGGAGGACAAAAUUCUUCUCAGCAGCACCAGAAAGAAGAUACAGUUUAUGCAAGCAUGAAGUUCAAACCUUGUUCCAAGGAGCAAAGCUGCCAAGAAUUGGAAAAUUCCAAGGACAAAGCUGUCAUCCAAACCGGUCCUCUGACCACAUAUUUUCUUCAGCUUCUCAAUAAUGGAUCAGAAUUCCUCAGGAAAACUCCCUUGAUUGUUGCAGUCGGGAUUCUUUUGAUCCUCUGCCUUGUUUUCCUGAUAACAACGGUGGUUCUAAGAGUCAGGGUUCAGCAACAGAAGAAGGAUCUGGAUAUCCUCAUCAAAAUGAGAGAUCAUCUUCAACAUGAGAUUAGUAGCAUUGUCAAAGCACUGAAGAGCACAGGAAACUGGACUUGUAUUGAAGAGAAUUGCUAUCACUUUUCUGCUAUAAAAAAAUCCUGGCCAAACUGUGUGAUAUACUGCCGUGAACUGGGUUACGAUAUGCUGAAGAUAGACAGCAAGGAUGAACGGGUGGCUAUGGAAUCCAAAGCCAAUCACUUUCACUGGAUUGGAUUAUCCUAUAAGGAAGGCACAUGGAAAUGGCAGGAUGGGUCACUGCUUUCUAAAGACAUAAACUUCAGUGUGACCAGUGGAGAUGGUCAUUGUGCAUUUUUAAGCCCAACAAGAAUCUCUGCAAUUAAAUGUUCUUCCACAUACUCUUGUAUGUGUGAGAGGAAUGCUCUUCCUACAAAGAUUAUUCCCAAAAAUGAGCUCCAGACCAAGAUAUGAGCAUUUGGUUCCUGAAGGGUGACAAAACUAGGACCACUGCAGAAAUUUCAUCUUUUCUCAUUUGCCUGCUCUGCUUUUAUCUUGAGGGGCACCCUUUAAAUUAAAGAAAUUGAAUUGAGAACCUAUGUUGCAAAGGAUUAGAGCUGGGAAAUGCUCUUAGAGUUCACCACUCUUUAAAAUAUUCAGCAUUGAGCUCUGAGACACCCAGCUAUUCCAUUAAAAACAUCUUCCUUAUCACUGUACUGACCAUUCCUGAGUCUGGUGUACCAUAAUGGAUAAGUGUUGGAAAUUUUUGCUGAUCAUAACUGAGUUAAAUCCUGAACCACAUCCUGGGACAAUCUGGAUAAUCUGAUGUCUCUGAUAUAAACAAAUAAUACAAAAUAAGAUCCUAGUGCUUUUCCAGAUUAAAUGCAACACAAGUUAAUUGCAUGUUACUCUAUUUUGUAAGCUCAGUAUACAAGUGGUUGAAAAUAAAGAAGUC
Molecule: messenger RNA, 1520 nt
Organism: Ornithorhynchus anatinus (platypus)
Lineage: Eukaryota; Metazoa; Chordata; Mammalia; Monotremata; Ornithorhynchidae
Product: killer cell lectin-like receptor subfamily B member 1B allele B
Exons: 8
Coding region: 254-1039 (261 amino acids)
Source: RefSeq, a predicted model, not a curated record